AUGCAAGCAGAGAAGCAGCAAGCAUGGAAAAUCAGCGUUCAAGCUAAAGCUAAGAACUUCCAUUUCAAAUUGAAAGCAACCCAAAUCGCGCCCUCCACUUGGAAGCUCCAUCGACUCUCCAUUUCCCUCAAGCUCCGCAAGCUUUUUCUCGGAGUAAAUGCAGAAUCCACAGGGCAUCAAAAAACGAAAAAGAACUCAGAAUUCACAUCAUUAUUAGUUCCUGGACAGCAGCAGAAACAAACCCUGAAAUCCAAAUUCCUUAUAUUUGUGAAGAAGUUUCGAUUUCGCAGCUCCAAGAAACGGGAUAAACCUCAACGGUUCUCUUAUGAGGAAUUAAUUUCUGCGGGUAAUUUGGUGAAUGGAGGUCUUGCAUUUCUACCUCAAUCAAUCACCAGAGUUUUGGUCAUCUUGCUGCUUCUGAUGGUUGCUGCCGCAUUUGCCAGUCCAGCAGUGCUUGAUUUUAACAAUUAUUUGAAGUACUGUGGAAAAAUACGUGGGGCUUGGUCCAAACUCUCAACCUGA
Prunus armeniaca (apricot) is the source of this 522-nucleotide messenger RNA. The record is from the annotation of a GenBank genome assembly. Lineage: Eukaryota; Viridiplantae; Streptophyta; Magnoliopsida; Rosales; Rosaceae.